Molecule: messenger RNA, 1937 nt
Organism: Oncorhynchus gorbuscha (pink salmon)
Lineage: Eukaryota; Metazoa; Chordata; Actinopteri; Salmoniformes; Salmonidae
Product: potassium voltage-gated channel subfamily A member 3
Exons: 4
Coding region: 67-1728 (553 amino acids)
Biological process (GO): potassium ion transmembrane transport; protein homooligomerization
Cellular component (GO): membrane; voltage-gated potassium channel complex
Molecular function (GO): protein binding; delayed rectifier potassium channel activity
Source: RefSeq, a predicted model, not a curated record
GGGCUCGCGGAGGGGGAACAGCUGGUGCCCCUGCAUGUGUCUCCGUCUGUCUAUUUCGGCGUGCACAUGGACGACCACCUCAGUCUCCUUCAAUCCCCACCGUCUUCCAUCACCAAAACCCACCAGGACCACGCCGACCGCCGAGACCGCGACACCCUCGUAAACCACGGCUACACGGAGACAGACGUCGAUGUGAUGACGGUGGUGGCGUGCGGCGGAGACAACAUGUUGGAGGAGUUGGUGACUCUACCAGGUCACCACUCUCUGGACCGGUAUGAACGGAAUCAACCGGACCACGAGUGCUGUGAGCGCGUGGUCGUCAACAUCUCUGGGCUGCGCUUCGAGACUCAACUGAAGACCCUCUCCCAGUUCCCUGAGACCCUGCUGGGGGACCCCAAGAAGAGAAUGAGGUACUUUGACCCUCUGAGGAACGAGUAUUUCUUCGACAGGAACCGGCCCAGCUUCGACGCCAUCCUCUACUACUACCAGUCAGGCGGGCGUAUCAGGAGACCUGUCAACGUGCCCAUAGACAUCUUCUCUGAGGAGAUCCGCUUCUACGAGCUGGGAGAAGAGGCCAUGGAGAAGUUCAGAGAGGAUGAGGGUUUUAUUAAAGAAGAGGAGAGACCACUGCCUGACAAUGAGCUGCAGAGGCAGGUGUGGUUGCUGUUUGAGUACCCUGAGAGCAGUGGUCCGGCUCGGGGGAUAGCCAUCGUAUCCGUGCUCGUCAUCCUCAUCUCCAUCGUCAUCUUCUGCCUGGAGACGUUACCGGAGUUCAGGGAGGACCACAAGGAGCCCGUCCCUCUGGCUCCCAUUAUUAACGGCACCGAGCCGUACUUCUCCUCUCCGUUCUCCGACCCGUUCUUCGUGGUGGAGACGCUGUGCAUCAUCUGGUUCUCCUUCGAGCUGCUGGUCCGGUUCUUCGCCUGUCCCUCCAAGGCCACCUUCUCUAGGAACAUCAUGAACAUUAUAGAUAUCGUUGCUAUCAUACCCUACUUCAUUACGCUGGGCACGGAACUGGCAGAGCAGCAGGGGAACGGACAGCAGGCCAUGUCCCUGGCCAUCCUCAGGGUCAUCAGGCUGGUCAGGGUGUUUAGGAUCUUCAAGCUGUCCAGACACUCCAAGGGGCUCCAGAUCCUGGGCCAGACCCUGAAGGCCAGCAUGCGGGAGCUGGGUCUGCUCAUCUUCUUCCUCUUCAUCGGAGUCAUCCUCUUCUCCAGUGCCGUCUACUUCGCCGAAGCCGACGACCCAGAUUCCAGCUUUAGCUCCAUCCCUGAUGCCUUCUGGUGGGCCGUGGUCACCAUGACUACUGUCGGCUAUGGAGACAUGCACCCGAUAACCAUUGGCGGGAAGAUCGUGGGCUCUCUCUGCGCCAUCGCCGGCGUGCUGACCAUCGCCCUGCCCGUCCCCGUCAUCGUGUCCAACUUCAACUACUUCUACCACCGGGAGACGGAGGGCGAGGAGCAGGCGCAGUACCUCCACGUGGGCAGCUGUCAGCCGCUGGCGUCCGAGACGGAGGAGGAUGGGGAGGUGAGGAAGAGGAGCAGCUCUUCGUCGCUCAGUAAGAGUGAGUACCUGGUGAUAGAGGAACACAGAGGAAUGAACAGCAGCACCUUCAAACAGCAGCAGAACUUCCCCACGGCAACCACCGCUACCACGACGACAACCGUGACACAAAACAACACGGUGAACAGCGUCAGCAUCAACAAGAAGAUAUUCACUGACGUGUAGAGUCUUUGGGCGCCAUAACGGACUCACGGAUUAAAGUAUGUAGUGAUUUAACAGAUGUGGUUGAAUGAGGAGAGACUCAUCACCACCAUGAACCUCUAGCUGACCAUAUCUAAUGGGGAUAUUUACACUACAUGACCAAAAGUAUGUGGACACCUGCUUGUUCAACAUCUCAUCUCAAAAUCAUGGGGAUUAAAUAUGGAGUUGGUCCC